UGGGCAUGUGGUCAGGGUCACAUGACAGGAAAGAUGGCUGCUCUGCAGGAGAGUGAGUUCACUGCACUGCAACUGUUGUUAAAGGCUCCCUCGAAGGAUGUAGUUCAGAAGCUUUGCAGAGAUUCCUUCCCGAGGUCAUCCAUUGGCUCAGGACAGUUGACUGACAGCGUUUCCUCCAGUCUAUCAAUUACGACAGAAGAAGCAGCACAGGUGGUACAGGCUCUGCACACUCUCACACAGCAUGUGGUGUACAAAGGCCUGACAACCGCCGAGCAGAUACUGUCCGUCUUCCCGGGUGACUUUCAUCAGAACCUAAAGAACCUCCUGACCAAAAUUAUUCUGGACAAUGUAUCUGCGUGGAGGAACGAAGCUCAGAACACGAGCAUCGCGCUGCCUCGCCUUGUAGAUCUGGACUGGAGGGUGGAUAUAAAGACCGCAUCAGAUUUUAUGACGCGGAUGGCUGUGCCGACGUGCCUGCUACAGAUGAAGAUUCAAGAGGACCCGGAUCUUUGUGGGCUUGACCCGCCGACGUCCACACUGACCAUGGAACUCAGCAAAGAAACCUUGGACACCAUGCUGGAUGGAUUAGGCCGGAUAAGAGAUCAGCUGUCUGCAGUGGCGAGCAAAUAAUAAACGCGGCACAGGAGGGGUGUAAAAAUACCGAACUCUGCACUUAAUGAGGGCCCCUGUCACCGGGAGAUUGAACAGGACCGGCACUUCUGCCAAACCACCCAGAACUGUACUAUUAUUUUUUGUAUUCUA
This is a messenger RNA of Nanorana parkeri, 762 nucleotides long. RefSeq names its product COMM domain containing 9 (gene COMMD9). NCBI's taxonomy places the organism in Eukaryota, Metazoa, Chordata, Amphibia, Anura, Dicroglossidae. The record is from RefSeq and is a predicted model, not a curated record. Bases 22 to 630 code for a protein of 202 amino acids. The transcript is spliced from 6 exons.